Molecule: messenger RNA, 1644 nt
Organism: Canariomyces notabilis
Lineage: Eukaryota; Fungi; Ascomycota; Sordariomycetes; Sordariales; Chaetomiaceae
Exons: 3
Coding region: 1-1644 (547 amino acids)
Biological process (GO): adenylate cyclase-activating G protein-coupled receptor signaling pathway; cell surface receptor signaling pathway
Cellular component (GO): plasma membrane
Molecular function (GO): G protein-coupled receptor activity
Source: RefSeq, a predicted model, not a curated record
AUGAUCGGCCUAUCGCCGGAGGAUGCAGAAAGCAUCGUCACUAUCGAGCGGGCGUGCUCGGCCAUCUCGUUGCUGGGAUGUGUCUUUGUCCUUUUAACUUUUGCCAUGUCGGAUGCCUUCCGUCAGCGCGCCAUCAACCGAAUGGUCUUCUACGCAACCUUUGGGAACAUGCUGACAAACGUUGCGACAUUGAUGACAACGAGUCAGACGCACGACGUCGAUUCAUUUGGAUGCCAAUUCCAAGCAUUUCUCAUCCAGGUGUUCAUGCAAGGCGACGCGUACUGGGCCCUAGCCAUGGCUGUCAACGUCUAUCUCACGUUUUACCACAAGUACGACGCUAGGAUGUUGAGAAGGAUGGAGAUUCUCUACUUUGCCUGCUGCUACGGCAUCCCCUUCAUCCCUGGAUUUACAUUCAUCUUUGUCUCCAACCAAUCCAACGGCAGGCCAUAUGGGGACGCCGUCUUGUGGUGCUGGCUCAAGUCUGAGUGGGAGGUGUAUCGGAUUGCCACGUUUUACGGACCCGUCUGGGUGGCCAUCGUCGUUGCCAUGGCUAUCUACAUCCGCGCUGGCCGUGAAAUAUAUCUCAAACGCCGCAAGAUGCUGAACUUCAGCUCCGGCGGCACUGGAACCGGCACUGUCGUCGGCUCUGAGCCCUUCAGCCCAAUGAAUGAGUUCUCCCCUGCCUUUAACUUCAAGACCACCGAGGUGGUCCAAACAACCGAAAUCAUUCAAACCCCGGCCUUAGUCGCCUCAACAGGCCGCAUCUCACCCUCCUCAGGCCCGAUCAAGGAUCCCAACGUCUCCUACUCGGUCACUAUUUCGGCCGACGCGGGCGCACAUACAACAAGCAACCUCAACCUUCGUGCUUCGCUCGAGGAACUCGAGCAAGAAGCCGUCGCCGCCAGCGGAGGGGGCCUCAACUCCGCAAGCAACAGCUCCUCCAACCAAGCCUACCGAGCUGGCACCGGCAAGCGCGCCCGCGUCAUGAGCAUUACCCAGGGCUCCAUCGCCCCGCCGCCGACGGCCAACCCGGGCUCGCGUGACCCCAAUGCCAACACUAACAACUUGACCCUCCAGAUGCGGCGGCGGAACUACUACGAAACCCACCGCGCGACGUGGUCGUACGCCAAGUGCGCCAUCCUCUUCUUCGCCGUGCUGCUCAUCACGUGGAUCCCGUCCUCGGGCAACCGCGUCUACAGCCUCAUCAACCACGGCGACGUGUCCAGGCCCUUGUUCUUCGCCUCGGCGUUUGUCCUGCCCCUGCAAGGGUUCUGGAACGCGAUCAUUUACAUUGUUACGUCCUGGGCGGCGUGCAAGAGCCUGUGGGCGAGCUGCUUGGAUGCUAUUAGCGAGUUUUGGGGCGCCGUCGGCGGGUGCUGUUGGCGCGGGAGGAGGGGAAGUAUCGUGGAAAUCACUAGAGGUCCGGGUCGGAGGGAUGCGCACCACCACCACCACCACCACCACCAUGGUCUUGGUUCCCGGGGAAUGCAGGGUUGUGAUUGUGCAAGUGGUGGUGGUGGGCGGGGCCGGGGUGGCAUGGUUGCUAAUCUGAAGUGGGUUGGGAGAAAGGAGGGGAAUGAAGAGAGUACCAGUAUGGAGGAUUUGACCGGAGAAGGGAAGGUCAAGUCGGCGUCGCCUGUAUGA